Amblyraja radiata (thorny skate) is the source of this 2189-nucleotide messenger RNA. It is a transcript of the gene oxnad1, whose product is annotated as oxidoreductase NAD-binding domain containing 1. The record is from RefSeq and is a predicted model, not a curated record. Gene Ontology annotation, molecular function: oxidoreductase activity. The transcript is spliced from 7 exons. Lineage: Eukaryota; Metazoa; Chordata; Chondrichthyes; Rajiformes; Rajidae. The coding region runs from base 137 to 1093 and encodes 318 amino acids. Gene Ontology annotation, cellular component: mitochondrion.
GACGCACUUCCCGGUCUGGCGGCGGCUGCUCUUUUGAAUUUAAAGCGUCCGGUAACGGAGCGUGUUACACGCAGCGCGAGCGGCGGCCGGUACGAGCUGCCAAUCACUGGCGGGGGGGUGUAGCAGCUGCCCGGGAAUGGCCUUGACUGUGGCGGCGCUUCGGACCUUGCUGCGAGCCGUUGCCAGUGCACCGACUGCCCGCUCCUCAUCCUCCCUGCUGCAGCCGCACACGUUAUCCGGGCCCGGCUUUCUGUGUCACUGCAAACUGAUGAGCAGGAAUGUAUCAUCAAAAAGGAAAGCAGAUCAUCUGGAAAGAACAAUCAACAACUUCCGCCAAGAGAUGAUUGCUCAAGCAAAAGUAUGCGGGAUAAUUCAUGAAUCUGAGACCGUUAAGAGACUACGCCUUGCUGUGAUGAACAAAGAUUUCACCUUCAAAGCAGGACAAUGGGUAGACUUCUUUAUUCCUGGCAUAUCUAAAGUUGGUGGAUUUUCCAUCUGUUCAAGUCCGGGGCAAUUGGAGAGAGAAGGUGUGAUGGAGCUGGCAGUAAAAUACAGCAAGCAUCCUCCUGCCCACUGGAUUCAUUCACAGUGUGAGAUUGGUUCGGAGGUAACUCUUCGUGUAGGAGGUGAUUUCUUCUUUGACCCUCGACCUUCAGAUUCUCCGGUGGAUCUAUUAUUGGUUGCAGGUGGUGUGGGCAUAAAUCCCUUGUAUUCUAUACUCUUGCACGCUGCUGAUCUCCACAGAUUACAAGGAACGGAGCAUUGUAAAUACAAGCCAGGAUCGGUACAGAUCUACUUCAGUGCUAAGAACACCGAAGAGAUGCUUUUCAAGAGAAAUAUCAUAAACCUAGCAAAGGAGUUUUCUGGAAAGAUCAGUUGUCAUUUUCAUGUGACACAGCAAAGCUCUGAAGUACCUGAAGAAAUCUUGCCUUACAUAACUGUUGGAAGAAUAUCUGAAGAUACAUUGGCACAUGUGUCAAAGGAUAACCUCUGUUACAUUUGUGGACCACCUCCAAUGAUAGAGUCUGUUUCUCAACAGCUGGAAAAACUUGGUGUUCCUAAAGAAAGCAUAUUUUUUGAGAAGUGGUGGUAGUGAGAAUCUGAAAAGGCAAUUGAUCUUAUUCUGGUAAUAUGGCAGCAUAUUAUUUUGUAUUGCACAUUAUUGCAAAGUGGCCUGUAUUUGAAUUUUAUUCCCAGUUAAAAGUAAUGCAUGAUGCAGAACUUGGAGUUUGAGAUUGAUAUCAUUGGGUAUUAUGUUAUUCCAAUGAAGAAUGUAUUCAAAUUAUAUUUUAUGUCAUAAAUUAUGUUAUAUUGCUUCUCUGAAAAACCUAAAAUACUCAGUAAAAGUUUAGUUUUUAGACUUUUCUGAACGAACUACGAAAAAUCAAUUUUAUUUCUACAUUUCUUUGGUAGACAAUUGAAACUUAAGCUGCCACCAUUAUCAUCAUAUCAAUGCAAUUUUUCUUUGGGACCAGUCUCUAAUACCACAGUCGAGAAACUGGAUCUCAGUCCAACUCCUGCUGCACAUUGCAUGAUGUCAGCUUGCACAUCAUAAAUAAUUCCAGCAAAAAUUAUUCCAUGCAGGAAUAUUUUUAAUAUUGAAAGACAAAUGUCUGUACUUUGGGGGAAAAAAAGCUACCAAGACUAAUUCCACCUUUCAAUAAAAGUAAUACAAAUUCGCAACUUUAUUUAUGAAACCACUAUUUUCAUGAAUACCCUUAAGUUCUACAUGUUUAAUUCAGCAAUCUGGGUUUACUCUGAGUGUGAAAUAGAUGCAUAACUGUUUUCAAAUGAAAUAGUAAUAAGCAGCUAGUUGUCUUGUCAAAUUGCACCAACAUAAUUCAGUAGCUAUUCCUGUGAUUCAUACUUCUGAAUCAUCUUGGUAUAGCCACUGGUACAAAUAUAUUGUAUAAAGUCUUUGGAUAUAUCAACAGGAUUAAUACUUUGGAUAUGACUUCACAAUUAUCAGUCAGUGAAAGAUUUUAACGGGUAAUUAGAUUUAAGAUGCAAUUUAUCAUGAACUACAAAUUAACUAUAUUUGUCAUUCAAUAUCAUCUACCUGUGAAUUUGGUUUAGAAAAUGUCAAUGUUUUUAUUCUGUAUGAUCUGAGAACUAUGGUAUCAAGAGGGUUGACAUUGGCAAAAUAAAAAUUAUAUGUCUCAUGUCUACUACAAUAAGUUAUUUAAACU